AUGACAGUUGCUCGCGGCCUCCAAACUCCUGCCACUCCUAAGCCUGUACCUGCUGUGCCCAAUUUCACAAAGAACACCAACAAGCGGUGGCCCCCCAUGGCAAACCGAAACGCUCUUCCAUAUAAGCUCACCGUCAUCUCCAAGGAGAAGCUCACUCGGGAGGCCACCGCGCCUGAUCCCGACCUCCGCCGCUGCGUGGCUCACUUCCGGUUACAUUGUGGAUCUGUCCUCUGGACUGAGAAUGAUAUGAAGUCUCGCAUUAGCUCCUUCGACUUUGAGGAGACGGACGAAGAAGAUGAGAACGACCUUCCCGAAAUCAAGAUACCCGAGACAAAAAAUGCCUUUGUCCGAGUCGAAGCAACUGAGACACCCAUUGACAUGGACAUUGGCACAUCUCAAUCAUCUCAACUACCUCUCGAUAAUGGGCUAUUCCCAGAUCAGAGCCACUGCAUUGAAAUGACCUCAAAAAAUAACCUCUACUGCAUCUCUGUUUCUCCCAUUGCAGGUUAA
Penicillium subrubescens is the source of this 510-nucleotide messenger RNA. RefSeq lists its product as uncharacterized. The record is from RefSeq and is a predicted model, not a curated record. The transcript has a single exon. Bases 1 to 510 code for a protein of 169 amino acids. Lineage: Eukaryota; Fungi; Ascomycota; Eurotiomycetes; Eurotiales; Aspergillaceae.